AUGAGCGUGUCCGUCAGAGAUCUGCACGUCUGCAUGCAUGAUCUGGACAACAGUGAAUAUGACUGCUGGCCGCUGGACAGACCAGAUGAGCUCAACAUGAUCGACUGCGGAGGUCUGGAGAUGGCGUGGGUCCUCCGUCCUCCAGAGAAGAUUCUGAGCGGUGAAGAGUUUAACGUCAUUUAUUCUGUGACCGUCAGAGACGAAUUCUACCAGUGGGCCAUCGACAACGACAUCUUCAUACACCGGUCCUUGACAGAUGCAGCUGAGGCCAGGCAUUUCUGUGAGCAUCAGGAGUGUCCGUCUAACUGGAAGGAUGCGAGUGGAGAAAACUGCUGCAUUCACCAUGCCAACAUACACUCCUGCCCAAUGGGAUACAUGGCCAAAGAGAGAAUCUGCGGCCCCUGGAUCCCCGAUGAUGGCCGUAUAUUCACUCACACCAUCUCCACAUCUGGAAAAAUGAGCCAGACCAACUGGAGCGCCAAGGUGAUGUUGUUUCACGAGGGUCUGACGUCUCUUAUCGCUCACAUCCGUGUGGGAAACAUGCAGGUGGCGCUGGAGGCCAAGAGCACCGUCCUGCCCGCUAUCAUGUGUGGUGAUGGUGUGUGUGAGCAGGAGGAGAGCUGCUCCACGUGUCCGGCUGACUGUGGUGAUUGUCCGCUCAGCUCUGCUGUCCAAGCUGCCAUCGCCCUGACCAUCACCAUCCUCAUCCUCAGCUUCAUCGUCAGCGCUAUGUGGUUGAAAUAUCAGAAAAAGAAGCUCUUAUGGGAUGAAAGCUGGAUCAUCGACUUCAAUCACAUUAAACAAGAUUACAUUGCGCGAGCAACGAUGGGCAGCAUCAUGAGUGUCCCCGCGAUCAACAGCGACUCGAACGCCAGCUGUGUAACGGCACUGAGCUCAUACACUGGCGUCACUGCAUCACGCAAACAACUCUACACACACACUGGCAUAUAUGAUGGACGAACUGUCGCCAUCAAGAAGAUCAACACGAAAACAUUUUCCCUCUCAAAGACGAUUCGCCAAGAGGUCAAACAAGUCAGGGAACUGGAUCAUCCAAACCUAUGCAAGUUCUUUGGAGGGUGUGUGGAGGUUCCCAAUGUGGCUAUCGUGACAGAGUACUGUCCAAAAGGAAGCCUAAACGAUGUCCUGCUGAAUGACGAGAUUCCCCUGAACUGGGGCUUCAGAUUCUCCUUCGCUACAGAUAUCGCCCGCGGCAUGUCGUACCUUCAUGAGUUUAAGAUCUGCCAUGGACGACUGAAAUCCUCCAACUGCGUGAUUGAUGACCGCUGGGUGUGUAAGAUCACAGAUUUCUGUCUGUGGUGUUUCCGGCGUGAGGACUGUGCGGAGCCGCUCUCCACCUACCAACAGAGACUGAGGGAGGUUUACACUCCACCUGAAGCACAGAGCGGCAGCCUGGAGCCUACUCUAGCUGGAGACGUGUUCAGUUACUCAAUAAUCCUGCUGGAGAUUGCGACGCGGAACGAUCCAGUGCCGGUGGAGGACAGUUCUCUGGAGUGUGCCUGGUGCCCGCCACUGCCGGAGCUGAUCUCUGGGAAAGCUGACAGCACCUGCCCCUGCCCUACUGAAUAUGCUGAGCUGAUUCGCCGAUGCCGUGCCCAUAACCCCGCCCACCGGCCCACGUUUGAGCAGAUCCGCAAGUUUGUCCACAAGAUCAACCCACACAAAGUCAGCCCGGUGGACAUGAUGAUGGAGCUGAUGGAGAAGUACAGUAAACAUCUGGAGGUUCUGGUCGGGGAACGAACACAAGAUCUGAUGCUGGAGAAACAGAAGACCGACAGAUUGCUUUACAGUAUGUUGCCUAAACAGGUGGCUGAUGAUCUGCGACUGGGUAAACCAAUGCAAGCCCAGAGUUACGUGAGUGCCACUGUCUUCUUCAGUGAUAUCGUGGGCUUCACGCAGUUGUCCAGCACCAGCACUCCUUACCAGGUUGUGGACUUUCUUAACAAACUCUACACGACCUUUGACGAGAUCAUCGACAACCAUGAUGUGUAUAAGGUGGAAACAAUCGGCGAUGCAUAUAUGGUGGUUUCGGGGGUCCCGCAAGAAAACGGGAUCCUGCACGCAUCUGAAAUUGCCAGCAUGGCUCUGGAUCUGGUGUCUGUCUGCAAAACUUUUAGGAUCCCACACAGACCUCAAACACAGCUGCAGAUCCGUGCGGGAAUACACUCCGGUCCUGUAGUUGCAGGAGUCGUAGGAACAAAGAUGCCAAGAUAUUGUCUGUUUGGAGACACUGUGAACACAGCAUCCCGCAUGGAGUCCACCAGUGAAGCGCUGAAGAUCCAGUGCAGCUCUAGUGCGUUUUUCCUGCUGGAGGAGAUCGGCGGAUACCUGCUCACCUGCAGAGGAGUUUUACAGGUCAAGGGUAAAGGUGACAUGGUGACGUACUGGCUGGAAGGAGAGUGCUCUAAAGACAUGAAAAAACCCGCAACACAGCAGGAAUCGGAGAAACCCGAGGCAGAGAAAGAGGAUUAUUCCAGUAUCCCAGGAGUCCUCAGCGCUUCUGAAAACACUGACACAAACUAA
Molecule: messenger RNA, 2541 nt
Organism: Danio aesculapii
Lineage: Eukaryota; Metazoa; Chordata; Actinopteri; Cypriniformes; Danionidae
Product: atrial natriuretic peptide receptor 1
Exons: 23
Coding region: 1-2541 (846 amino acids)
Biological process (GO): intracellular signal transduction; receptor guanylyl cyclase signaling pathway; protein phosphorylation
Molecular function (GO): guanylate cyclase activity; protein kinase activity; ATP binding
Source: RefSeq, a predicted model, not a curated record